AUGGUGUUCCUGCGAAUCUCGAUUAACUAUGUUCAGAUUCCUAAAUGCCUGAAAGGCCGAGGGAUUGGGGACUCAUUGAAGCACUUCUUCAACGGCGAUAACCCAACGUGCGACACCUUGGUUGCUGAAACCAAGUAUGACGGGUACCGCCUGCAGAUCCAUGUCCAGAUCGGCCACGACGGAACCACCGUCACUGUAUUCAGCAAAUCUAAACGGAACAGCACCAUUGACCGAAGAAACACCCACUCAAUUGUUCUGGCAGCUCUCGGCAUUCCAUUGCCGGACGGCAUGCCGGUGUAUCCCACCCUCGCUUCUCGGCUCCGCGGCACACCUGCUCCGACCAAAAGGGUCAAGUCGAGUGUCAUUCUUGAAAUGGAGGCUGUUCCAUUCAACGAAGGGGCUCGUGAAGGUGACCGUGGUCCGGGAAUCGAAGAGUUUUGGUGGCUCGAGGCGGCUGGAGUCACUGCUGGCGCCGAAACUGGAAGAUCAAGAGCCUCUCAUAUCGGACGCCACCUCUGCCUCGUGUUCUUCGACAUCCUCCACUUGGACGGAGAAAACCUGCUCACGGUGGCCUACCACUCACGUCGAUCUUUGCUGAAGUCGGUCGUCCGCCCAAUUCAUGGAUUUUCCAUGUUCGCCAUGUGUCAGUCCAUCUCGCUUGACAUGGGCAAGGACCACGCCAGGCUGUCCUUGAAAAAGGCCUUCGACACCGUGUGCGAUGGCCGAGAAGGUUCUUCAGAGGGGCUUGUCCUCAAAGCCGACUCCUCAACGUACAAUGAUCCCAAGCUACCCUGGGUGAAGCUGAAGAAAGACUACAUCCAGGGACUGGGGGACACGAUUGAUCUCGUGCUUCUCGGCGCCGGCUGGGAUAUUGACCGCGCAAGAGAGCUUCGGGUCGACACCUCUGUCUUCACAACAUUUUACCUCGGCGUACUCACCAACCGUGAGGAUGUAUACAAACGGCGCCAUGCUCCCUACUUUGAGAUCCUAUUUCGGGUAUCGUAUGGCCUCAAUCGCGACCAGUUGGAACUCUACAAUGACCAGCUUCGGCUGGGUCGGUGGGCCAGCAAGCCAUUCGAUAAGGACGACCCGUGGAAACGUAGGCUGAUCGGGCUGUCCUGGAAAUAUCACAUGCCCAAAUCUAUGGUCCCUCCUUCUGUGCUUCUGGAAGCACCAUUGUGCGCCGAGGUCAUGGGGGCAGGGUUUCAGAGGCUCCCGUUCUCAGAGCUGUAUGAGCUUCGGUGGCCUCGCCUAAUGAAGAUCUUCGAGAAGAAGGAGCGUGCAUGGACCGCUGCUCUGUCGUCGAGAGAUUUGAUAUCAACGGCCCGUCAAGCUCUAGGUUACGACCAGACGACCGCCUCCCUUCCGGUCUCACCUGAGCGAGACUCGAUUGGAGCUCUCUGGAGAUCUCACAGCACAGUGGCGGUUGUUGUCAUCGCCGAAAUUGCGCACGCCAAGAACGCCGACGCGCUUCGCCUCGGCGCCGGCCUUAAAUUCGUCUCCACCAUCAACACCGCCACGAUCAGGGAGGAGGCAUCAGGCAACAUCCCCACUGUUCCAGCGACAACCGUUGACAGAUCGGCCUGA
Messenger RNA from Vanrija pseudolonga, 1587 nucleotides. RefSeq names its product DNA ligase 1 (gene lig1). The coding region runs from base 1 to 1587 and encodes 528 amino acids. Gene Ontology annotation, molecular function: DNA ligase (ATP) activity; DNA binding; ATP binding. NCBI's taxonomy places the organism in Eukaryota, Fungi, Basidiomycota, Tremellomycetes, Trichosporonales, Trichosporonaceae. Gene Ontology annotation, biological process: lagging strand elongation; nucleotide-excision repair, DNA gap filling; Okazaki fragment processing involved in mitotic DNA replication. Gene Ontology annotation, cellular component: nucleus; mitochondrion; DNA ligase IV complex. The record is from RefSeq and is a predicted model, not a curated record. The transcript is spliced from 12 exons.